Messenger RNA from Zygotorulaspora mrakii, 2250 nucleotides. RefSeq names its product Efr3p (gene EFR3). The record is from RefSeq and is a predicted model, not a curated record. The transcript has a single exon. NCBI's taxonomy places the organism in Eukaryota, Fungi, Ascomycota, Saccharomycetes, Saccharomycetales, Saccharomycetaceae. Gene Ontology annotation, cellular component: plasma membrane. Gene Ontology annotation, biological process: protein localization to plasma membrane. Bases 1 to 2250 code for a protein of 749 amino acids.
AUGCAAUUGUUCGCUCCUAAACACCAAAAGUUGGUCAAUCAAUGCUACCCAUCAGGUAGGACUACAGACAAAAAGCCCAAAUCCUCAGAGACAUCAUAUUUGCUUUAUUAUGUCAAUUCGAGACGUAGCAAACUAGAGAAAGUCAGCACCUAUUUGGUGAAGAGAACGGUUGCCGACCUGAACCGGCGCAGGGUUGGAAAUGUUUCCGUAACGUUAGAACUGAUGGCCCAGAUAAUAACAAACUGUAAGGAAAAUUUGAAUGUAUUUGUAAAAGAUUUCCUGUCAAUUAUGCAACGAAUAGUAUCAAACAACAACUUUAAUAAUGAUGUUACCGUUGUCGAAUUGGUUGAGAAAACAUACUGUAAUAUAUGUCAAAAUGUUGAUGGUGCUCUCUUCAGCGGUGAUUCAGAAUUCGUCAAGAUGUAUCAAGCAUUUGUUACCAUCUAUUUUAAAGUUGUCAACGACUCUUUGCAUAAUGAUGAUCUUGUGCUGAAAGGCUGCAUUGACAUAUCACAAACAAAAAAUAUAGCAAGUAGUCCCCAGAUCAAGCAUUUGAUUCCAGAGUCCGUUCACUGUGUGUUAGUUAAAUUUGUGGAAAGAAAUCCAAGAUAUAAGUUACCUCAUUUGGAUCCUAGCGGUGAUCAGAAUUUAGGAAAAAGGCUGAGUAGAACUCAAACCCGUACUUUAGGUUUAGAUGAUAUUCAAGACACCGAAGCCGAUUUAUCUGUGAGGGCUCUUAAAUCUUAUUUUGGAACAACUGAAACGGACAAACUCUCUGCUUCAAUUCGUUCUUUGUCGGACUUUAUUCAGACUACGCCAAAUAAGGACUUGCUGGAGUUCAUAUGUAACGGAAUUCCUGUUCAACUGAGGUAUAUUGUCGUGUUGCUACUGAUUCGCCAAUUGAAUAUAAAGACAUCUAAACAUAUCAUAAUAUUGAAGUUAGUUUCAUCUUUACUUGUAUCCGAUGUGAGUAUUGUUGGAUUGAGCAUUCUCGAUAUGAUGAGAAAAAUCUUAAAAUUUCAAAUGGAGAAUAUUAGUCAAUUCGACAUAGUUGAGCAAUGCUCUUUAACGCUUGCGGACUUGAAUAACAAAAUCUAUUACAGGGGACAAACAUCAGAUAUGUUAUAUGAACUCAUAGUCAAGUUAAAGAGCACAAAAAAUACAAAUGAAAUCUCGGUAUUGAAUGGAGAUGUAAAGCAAUUGCUUAAACAGAUUGUAAGUCCGUGUCUAAGUUUGGAACUCUUCUUAGACUUGGCUCCCUUCGCUGCCGAAAACGAAAUUGUGUCACUUUUUGAUGCUGUGGAAGAUCAAACAUCUGGUGGCUGGCUAUUUUCGAGACUUUUCGAGCUCAUUCGAAAACUCAAAUCAUCUGAUCAUCAGAGAAGUUUAAUGCACAAAGUAUUUGAAAAGUAUAAAAAUUUGGCUUUGUUAUCUGGCCUUAAAUAUUUCACAGAAAGCGUAGCAGAGUCAGAACCAGCGUACUAUAUAUAUCAUAUUGAGGCCGCAAGAUAUUUGGAUAUUGAUGAUUACAGAUCACAGACAGAGUAUAAACGUGAGACAAACUCGAUUUUCACGAAAGAGGACUUGGUGAAUUUUUACUCUGACGUCGGCUCCAACAAGUACAGCAAGAAGGGCAUGCAAAUUCUGCUUUCACAGAAUAUGCAAAUGUCAAAUUCUGAUUUGCUUUCAGAUACAAAUGGCCGGUCGACAAUUGUAGGGUCACUGGAAGGUGUCACACAAGAUUCAUCGAGCGAAGCAAUUCGAUCUCAGAAUCAAGAGAUGAAUGGAAACAAGAAAUCAAAUGGCACUGCUCUGCAUGAUUAUAAAAUGGACAAUAGUAUUUCUUUAGGCCCAAAUAAUAAGUCAUGGGGUACCUAUAGGUUUCAGACACCGAAGGUCGCAGAUCUUAAAAGAGCUAUGAGCAGAAAAGGACAGCAAAAUGUGAAAAGAGAAAGUUCCUUGCGCGGGGGCUCUCAAUCCGUAAAAUCAAGAGUUACAAACAUAACUUUCCUGCUAAGUGAAUUAAAAAGUCUUGAUGACGAGACAAGCCAUAUCCAUGAUCCGGAUGAGGAUGAAAUUGUGGGCAUGGACAAGCCUGACCUUGUUAAGUCGCAUGCCCUGAAGCCUUCUAUCAGCGUUAGUGGUAGCAACAGAAAGUCAUUUGUUAAGCCGACCGAGAGAAGUCAAGAUGAGUUCACUGAUGCUGUUGAAGAAGUUCCCACAACAGGAACGAGAGGUAGGCUAUUCUGA